AUGUCUACUUCUUCAUCUUCUUCCUACAGCGGCUCAACAUGGCAGGAACGCCUUGAGGAGGCUUGCCGUGACGCCCAGAUCAUGCCACCCACUUUCCAGAUCGUGUCUGAUCGACGAGGCGGUCGAACAGCUUGGUCAAGCCAGGUUACAAUCCAGGGCCAAACCCUUGCCGCACGAUACUGGUACGAUGGAAAGAAUCUCAACAACGCCAAGGAAGACGCUGCCGAAUGUGCUUUGAACUGGCUAAGCACUUCGAGCAACGCCUCCCACGUACGAAACUGGAGCACUUGGUGA
This is a messenger RNA of Trichoderma gamsii, 294 nucleotides long. RefSeq lists its product as hypothetical. The record is from RefSeq and is a predicted model, not a curated record. NCBI's taxonomy places the organism in Eukaryota, Fungi, Ascomycota, Sordariomycetes, Hypocreales, Hypocreaceae. The transcript has 3 exons. The coding region runs from base 1 to 294 and encodes 97 amino acids.